AGAGAGAGAGAGAGAAAUGGCAAAAUUAGUGGAAGAGUUUUUGAGCCUUGAAGCCACACCAACAUGGGCAGUGGCAACUGUAUGCUUUGGUCUCAUUUCAAUCUCUUUAGUCAUUGAGUAUGCCCUUCUUCUCUUAGCCAAGCACUUCAACAAAAAGCAGAGGAAGUCUCUCACUCAAGUUCUUGACAAGAUAAAGUCAGAGUUGAUGUUGUUGGGUUUCAUUUCUUUAUUCUUGACUAUUAGCCAAAAACCGAUUGCAAAGAUCUGUAUUCCAACUAGUGUCGGCGAAUCUUUUCUUCCAUGCAAAACCAUGACUAGCGAUGGAGUGGAGGAAUCCAAAUGUGAAGAGCAGGGAAAGCUUUCAUUGAUGUCUAGAACAGGAAUGCAACAACUCCAGAUGUUAAUCUUUGUGUUGGCCUUCUUCCAUGUUUUCUCUUCAUUCCUUACAUUCAGUCUUGGACUUGCUAAGAUGAAAAGGUGGGAAUCGUGGGAGGCAGAAACAAAAACAAUGGAAUAUCAAUUUUCAAAUGAUCCACAAAGGUUCCAACUCAUUAAUGAAACAUCAUUUGGGAGACAACAUCUGAAAUUUUGGAGUGAACACCGGUAUCUUCGCUUACCGGUUUGUUUCCUUCACCAGUUCUACAAAUCUGUCUCCAAAGCAGACUAUUUAACUCUUCGAUAUGGAUUCAUUACGGCCCAUUUUGCAAACGAAAGCAACUUUGACUUCCAAGAGUACUUAAGAAGAGCUUUGGAAAAGGACUUUGGAGUCCUGGUGGGAAUAAGCUUCUGGAUUUGGAUCUUUUCAGUAACUUUCAUAUUCCUAAAUGCACACGUGUUUUACAACUAUUUCUGGCUUCCCUUCAUUCCAUUAGUGAUGCUAUUGAUAGUUGGGACAAAGCUACAAAGUAUAAUAACACAGAUGUGCUUAGAUUCAAAUGAUAAAUCAAAUGUUGUUAGGGGAACCUUGCUUGUUAGGCCCAGUGAUCACUUCUUCUGGUUUGGCCAACCAAAAUUGCUCCUCCACCUUAUGCACUUCAUUUUAUUUCAGAACUCCUUUCAAUUGGCAUUCUUUACAUGGGCUUGGUUCAAAUUUGGCUUAAGAUCUUGCUUCCAUAGAGAAACAGAGGACAUUGUCAUAAAGCUUGGAAUGGGCUUGUUAGUUCACAUCCUCUGUGGCUAUGUCACACUGCCUCUAUACGCUUUGGUCGCACAGAUGGGUACAUCGAUAACAAAAGCAGCGUGCACAGAGGGAGUGGUAGAUGGUCUAAAACAAUGGAGAGCCAAGGCCAAGAAGAACAUAGUUCUAAGGAACAACACCAACUUGGCACGACCCUCAUUGGAUGCUUCCAUGGCUUCCCUUAACAAUAUUUCACCAUCUUUCACUAACCUUGAUGCUUCCUUCUUUGUAGAACUCGAUAAUCCAUUCACCACCGAUGGCGGUUUUGUUGCAGAUAAAGUAGAUAGCGAAGCAGAAAUAGAAGAAGACAAUUUAGUUGGACAACGAAUGGAACAAUAUCAAAAGUUGGGGUCUUUUGAGGGUUUUGACAUUUGCAAAACAUCAUGAUUUUGACAUUGUGUGAGUGUGUAUGUGUUCUUGAGGGCAGAGUAUGAGUAUCUAAUUAUAAGAGAUAUUGUAGGUUCGCCUCCCCACCUCUGCAAAACACCAAGUAUUUGCCUCUUAAUUCAACUAACCCUUAACUUGGCUAAGCCUAGUUGGUUAUAUUGAUUAA
Molecule: messenger RNA, 1730 nt
Organism: Camellia sinensis
Lineage: Eukaryota; Viridiplantae; Streptophyta; Magnoliopsida; Ericales; Theaceae
Product: MLO-like protein 12
Biological process (GO): defense response
Cellular component (GO): membrane
Source: RefSeq, a predicted model, not a curated record